AUGUCCGAAUCACGACACGACGCAGACAUGGAGGAAGCAUUGGCGCCACGCAGCGCCGAGGUUUGUCCUUUCCACGACGUGGAACCCGCCACACUCGCUUCGCCGUCUCCCACGCCAGGGCGGAGCCGCUGCGCUCGGUGGCAACGCAAGGGCGACCUCGCCACGCGAGAAGGAGCGACGCUCAGCCGCUGCUGCGGCGCUGAAGACUUCGACACUGAGUCCGAGGCCGCGAGCUCCUCUCAGCUGGGCGGCUUCGCCCAGGCGCAAUUCGGGAAACAUGAAGAGCGUGGAGGGAUCGGCAUCGCUCCAGUGCGCAUGCGGGCAUCCGCAGCACUUCUUCACCGUCCCCCGUUUGCGUCUCAGCAGCCCUCCGGGCACGUGCCCGCAGCUCCAGGCGAGCGUCACAAAGCGGCGGAGGGGAAGCGGGGAGACAACGAACUCUCAGAAGACGGAGGGACUCCACGCGGCCGCCCGCGGCUGCCUCGGAAUGAGAGACUCGAAAUCGGGGUUACGCCGCGCCAUCACCGAGGCGGAUACUGCUGCGAAACGCAGCGCCCGCUCGGGGUAACGCGAAGCCUGCCCAACAGACUCGACAGGCAAACGGAAUCGACAGAAGAGGAGGCGGAGAGCGAGUCUGAAGCAGAUGAGCAAGAGACAGCCGAAGCGGCUCUCGUCUCUCCGGCGACCGUUAGCCUGGACCCGCACGUCGCGUUUUCCUCCGAUGCCGAGCAGAGAAUUCAGCGAGGCCGUCACCACGCGCCGCCAGCGUCUCUUCACGAUAUGAGAAGCGGGCGUGCGGCUGCCGCGGGGCGUUCGCCUGCGUCGCGUCGAGAGGCUCUCAGCGUCGAGGGCCUCUGGCACGCAGGCAGAAUCCCCCUCUGCUCCAGCAGCGCAGUGCCCAAGCAGGCCUCCUCGCAGGCGUCCUACUCGCUUGCGGCUGCAGUGUCUGCCGCGUCCUUUUGGGGGGGCGCUGCUGCAUCCGCUCCACGUGACUCUUCGAUGCAGCGCAUGCGCCUCCAAGCUAAAGCCCUCGGAGACCUGGGCGUCGAUGCUGAACGCCCAGGAUCCCCGUUGGAGGUGCCUCUGAGAUCCAGCGGCGUAGACGCAGGGGUCGCCCCGCGAUUCCGAGACCGCGGAAUCGCGCUCCUGAACUCCUCGAUGCACGCGCGAGAAGGCGCCGGAAGAGUGGAGCCGACGCCGGCGCGCCGCAGCGAAACGAGGGGCGAGUUUGGACCUGCAGAGGCGGCGUACGCCGUCCUAGAGUGGAGCAGCGGCUGCGGCGCACAGGCUCAACACACCUGCGCAGAUCCGCCCCCCGCCUGCGGGCGCGUCUCCCAAGGGUCGCCUACGGAGGCGCGGCUUGACAGGGGAGCAGGCGCAGCCGCAACUGGAAACGGAGAGCUUGAGAGCGCGCGAGAUGACGAAGAGAACAACGCCGCUGCAUCCAAGCGAACGGCGCUGCGAGACGCGCGAGCGCACGACGCCUCAUCUGAGAAGCAGGAGGGUGACGGGGCUUGUCGGGUUAGCGUCGGCAAAACGCACGAUGGAGUCGACGCUUUGGAACGCGUUCGCCUGCCCCUUGCUUCUCAUAGCGCUUUUGUGAUCUCGCCAGCGCCGCCUUUAUCAUCUUCCGGCUUCCGCCCGCCUUCGUCGAGCGCGACUCAGAGGGCGCACAGCGCACGCAGGCUCGCGGCAAACUCCGACGAGGAUGAAGCCGCAGCGCGCCGAGGCGCCUGGAACGCAGAAAGAGAUGAAGGCGCAGACGGCUCAGGCGACGAAGGGCGCGAAGCGACUGGAGAGGUAUAUCGCGGUGGGCAACCUGGGACUGCGUCGUUCAGGGGGAUAAGCGCCCUGGCGCGCCCCGAGGAAAGUGUGUCGACUGGGCGAGGACGCAGGAGGACGCGACGCCUGCGCUUAAAUCUCAAGAGCGUUAAGACAUUCUGUCCGCAACAGCCGUGCCGCCGCUUUCAGACGCUUCGGCGGGCACAUCUUCUCCGCUUCCCGCUGUUCCACGUCCGCCUGCUUUCGCGAGCGGCGAAGGUGCGGAAAAUGCAGCACGAGCAUCGCCGGCUGCUGUCGCUUCUUCCGCACCCAAAAAGCCUCUUCGCGGCGGCCGCGCACGUCUCGCUCCGGCACCCCGCGCGUCCGCAGUCGCCUGCUGCCGCGGGCUCCGCGAGGGCCCCUCCGCCGUCUUCUCACUCGUCAAGCAGAAGCCGCGCAGCCACCGCAGCGUCGCCAGCGCGAAGCGACGCCAGCCGUCCUCCGCGCGAUGCAAAUUGGGGGGGACAGGAAGCUCCGCCUUCUCAUUCCAGCCGCUUCCGAGCCGCCGCGGCGGCCUGCGAAGCUUGCGCGAGCCGCGAGUCCGAGGCCCCCGGGGCGGACGACGAAGAGGCGGAGGAAGAGGAGAGCGCGUCUCUCCCGGACCAGCCAAAUAGUGCCGACGUGUGGCGAGACGACUCGCUCUCCCCGACUCCGGCUUCGAAGUCGCGUCCCCCCGCUCGAGCCCUGCGCACAGUCCGUGCUGCGCGGCGCCGUUGUGUGUGCGCAGUUGCGAGAAAGGGAAAGAAGAUCUUUUACACGCACUGCCUCUCCGCCGCGGCGCCACCUUCCUGGUGCUCAUGCGCGUCCUCGGCCUCGUCAUGGACUGCGAGGCUGCCCGCGUCUGGCUCGCGCGCCUCGAGCUCGAGACGGGCGCAGCAGAAUCCAAUCUUCCUGUCGCUUCAGGGCCACGCUCCCGCGCCACCGCUGCCUAGGCAGUCCAGCAGCAAGGCGGCGGCCUUCUCAGAGGGCUCGCUGGCGCACCACGAGGCCUGCAAAACCUCGUCGUUCUCGCUGCACGUCGCCAGCCAGGCGCGCAUGCGCGAGCUCGUCUGGGGUGCGAGCCCGGCAGGCGGCCUCGAGGCGACGCUGCGGUGCUCAGACACGCAAAGCAGACGCUGUCGAACCUGCUGCAGCUCUGUCUCGUUCUCGCCCAGCGACCGUCGGAGGCCCAAAAGCGUCGCGAACCGCGCCGCGUCAGACCUGAGUCCUCGCGAAAGCGUCACAGCCGCGACACUCCACUGGCGACAGACAGCGACCGCAGCGUUCCACGCGGCAGACGCCACCAGCACUGACGAGAGCCUCGCCGCCCUGCGCGGCGCCCGGGGCUUCUGCGGAGCGCGGCUGAACUCUGCAACCAGCGGCGAGGAAGCGAGGGAAUCGGAAGAAGCGAAGGAAGUGAAGGGCCUCUCCCAGACGCCGCCACCGCCACUCCCUGUCGGGGCGGGGCCCCAUGCGCAGCCAGAAGGCUGCGCCGAGCUCGCGGCGCGAGACAAGGCGUGCGAGGGCGUUCACCCGGAGGAACGGGAACGCCGCGCAGAGUCUCAUGGAGGCAGCGAGCGCGGGCGGGAUGCAGGGGGGCGUGUCGAGGGCGAGGCGGCUGCCGAGCGGCGCGGCAGGCUGACAGAGGCGCGGCAAGAGCGAAAAGGGACGCGUCACGGGCCUUACCCUCCGCAAAGCUCGCUCGUCGCGAAAGUCGCGUCCGCGAGUCCUGCUGCCAGCGCUGAGGCAGCGGGAAAAGGGUCACGAGUGCGCGCGGCGCAUGCGCGGAGGCCAGCAUACCGGGAGGAGGAGGCCGGGGAGGGGGAAGGCGAGGCGUGCUUCGAGCGCCUGCGCGCGGCGCUGGGGAACCCGCCGACGUCGUGCCCGCUGCAGCACUGUCCGUUGCUGCCGCUGUCCUGUCGGCACUCGGCUUGCUGCGAUUCGUUUCUUCGAGACGCAGAGAAGCGCGAGUUCGGGGGGCACUCGUGUGUUCGCUCAAACUUCUCGUCGACGACAGACAUCCUCUUCAACAAAUACGUGCGGGAGAUCGACAACGCAGAGCGCCAAAAGGAGCGGGAGGAGCUCGAGGCCGCCAGGCGAGAAAACGGCGAAGUUAGCGAAAUCGCGCAACUCCAACAAAUCGUCGUAAAAAGCACGAAACUGGUUUAUUUCCUCAUCAUCGUUAACAUCGUCGUGAUCCUGCUCUGCGUCUUCUUCGCCCUCUUCCCCUUCCACCUCACAGAGCCGGAGCCCAGCAUGAGCGAGGAGUUACCUGAGGCAGGUUUGCGUGCGUCUCCUGAACAAGGCAGAGAGUCUCUGCGCUCUCUGGGCGCCCUGCCUCCCUCUGCUUCCAACGUGCCCUCUCUCCGCCAUGCCACCCCGCCCCCGUAUUCCGCGCGGAGCUUCGAGCUGCUGCCAUCGCCUGAAUCAGCUCUUUCGACGUCUGCGAGCGCCCUGCAUUCUUCUGCGCCACCGCUGUCUUCGGCGGCGCCACCGCUGUCUUCGGCGGCGCCACCGUUGUCUUCGCCGGCGCCGCUGCAGCAUUUGCCGACUGACGCGGGCGACCCGCUUCCGCCGUUUCUUUCUUCUUCAGGAGAGGUCGCGGGCCGCGAUGCGCGUCACCGCGCAGCCCGGCGCCGGCUCUUCGAGGAAAGGGCUGUCGGCUCGAGACGAAGACUCUUGCGAACUUCCAACGAAGCCCUCGGCGCCCGAGACCGCUCGCUGCCAUGUUCGCCUCGCACAGAAUCGAAAAACGGCGUCUCUGCAGAUGCAGGGCACACGCCGCAAGGCUCCCUCAGGCUGAGUGCCGCGGACGCGGCCAGCGGCGAGCAGCCGACCAUCCGGAGAGAGGAGAAACAUGCGGGGGUAGAAGCCGUGCGCAGGCCCACGAACGAAGAGUUGGAAGGAAAACAUGUUUUCUCUGAGAUGACAAACGCGACGGGAGGGCCCCUGGUUGUCCUUACGCCAUUGACUGAGCUCGCGGAAGUCCCGGUCGAGGCUUUCAAGGAUCUCGUUAUCGUCCUCAAGAUUUACCCGGCUGACGGCGAGCAGGGGGGCCAGCGCGCAACCGUGACGAAGGUGUUGAGCGUCGCCGCUGCGGAAGAGCAUUUUACGCGCGAGGCUGGACAGCGGGAGAAGAAGAAAAAAGUUGUUUUCUUCUAUACCGGCGAGUCGCUGGAAAUUGAUAAAGAGGCGGCGCUGCUGCGGAACUCCCGCGGCGAAGGCGUCUACGCGUGGGACUUCUUCGCUGAGACCAUGUCGCCUCUCUCACCCUCGCAGCCGACGGCGGUGGCCCGCGCGCGGAGCGACCCGCUGGAGACCUGCGGAGAGGCCGACGGCGAGAGGCGAAGAGCCGAGUUUGGUGCCGCCAAGCAGGCGCGGAAGGUGCAGGAAAGCGCCUCUGAAGUCCGGCACACGCGGCGCGUCGCGACGCCUACUGGCAGUCUCCUUCGCCCGGUAGACAUCCCCAGCUUGCGCGGCGAAGCUUCUCUCGCGACAGCAGAGGACGAGGCGAACGCCGCAGAUGCGUCCGCGAGAGCUCUGGAGCCCCGUGACGGCGCGGGCCGCGGCGCGGUUGAGGGAGGAGAGACAGGAGACAAACACCCCGCGGCUCUGCUGCUAAGGAGCCUGGACGAACCCGAGCCGCGCGACGCGACGAGUACCGGCAGGAACGCUGAAGCCGCGGAGGCAGCAGAGGCAAGGCGCCAUGCCGACAGCGCGAACGCAACGCGGCAUGGGGAGAGCGAAGCAGCCGCGGGCGCUGCCUCUCUCAGAACGGCAGCCGCGGCGGAGCGAGCGGCUUCCGAGGGGACCGUCCUGGCCACCGGCUUCGCGCGGCGAACGGAGUUUCCUUUCACAGCACAGACAAGUGACCGCAUGGAGGUGCAGGCGAAGGUCGCAGCCCCCGAGAACUCCGCGCGGGCGACGUCCCACACGGACCGAGCCGCAACAGGCGGCGACCCCUCUCAAAAACGAGGCGCAGGAACGGAGAGACUGGAAAUGGAGGCUAAGGGGCGCGAGGGCGACACACACACAGGAGCAAGAAACAACACGCGUGUCGACUGGACGAAGGAACAGCAGGCGUUCGGCACACGGCGCGAGGCAGUUUCAGCUGCAGAACGGUUCGGUUCGGGAGCUCGUCAGCCGCAGGAAGCGGUGUCACUGACUGCAGGAGGGGGGAAGGACGCGCCACAGAGAGAAGCAAAUGCCGCGGAGCUCGCGGCGUCGCGGGCAGAAGCAGAACGAGAAAAUCGGGAUGGAGCCGGACGGAGUGUACCUGAGCGACGCAGCGUGAAGGAACCGGAGGCAGAGAAUCGCGUACCGCCUAGACGACUGAUGGCAAAUGCGAUGCUCGGAUUUGCCAACACGUUUGACCAGUUCGCCCGUCUCGGUGGAGCCUUAUUAAGUCCUGCGAUCUCGAUUGCGCAGACCCUCGACGUCGCCGGUGCGUUGCUGGCGAAUCCUCAGGCAGCCACGCUGACGCCGGCGAGCCUGCCGCCGUAUGUGUCUCCAUCUUCAUCGUCGCUCGCAUUUGCAUCUUCUGGCUACCCUUCCUACGGCGCCUACCACGCGCCGCAGGGCUCGGUGAUGGCGGGCGUCGCCGCGAACACGCCGCCGCCGCCGCGGCUGCCGCUCGCCGUGGUGGAGCCCAACGUGAGUCUCGCGACCGCGAGCCCCGCCUACGGGCCUGCGGCGGUGACGCAGUCGCAGCCCCACCAGCUGUUCACCUCGGGUGCGCCGCAGCAAGCAAUUUACUAUCCGACGGGCCUCGCGGGCCCAGGGUUUGCGGUCUCCACGAGCACGGUCGACACUUCGUCGUUUCUCACGCAGCCCGUCAGCUACUACGGCGCGGUCCCGGCUGGCGCCACGUGGACAGGAAGCGGGGGCUACCAGGCGAUCACGGUCGCCGCCAGCUCAAACGCCGAUCUUCCUUUGUACGUCUUCGCGACCGGUCAGGAAAACCCUGGAAGUCCGCAGGAGGCCCUUUCGGCGCGCGACGGGAGAUACCUCGACGCACAGAACGGUGCGGGUGCCGGCAACUCAGGCCAAAGCGGCAUGCUGAGUGCGUCCCUCGGGCCGCCGCUGCGGAGACUGCUAGCGCAGCGACUGGCCUCCGCGGGCGCCGGGCGCCAAACGAUCGGCCAGGAGAGAGGCGGAAACGAACGGGGGGGGAAGGCGAAGAUCCAGGAGUGCGCACGCACAGACGAAUGCGCGGAAGAGACGCCAGGUGGGCGCGGAGGCGCGAAGAAAACAAGGAUAAACCUCCGAGGGGAAUGUGCAGCAGCACCCAGCGAUUCUGAGCGGAGGAGCGUAGCGGCCACCGGGCUCGCAGACGGUGCUGGUGAUCAGUGGAGCUGUCAUGGAGCUGUGCGUGCUUACGCGGAAAUAGAGAUUCAGCAGAGACACGCGUCCGAGCCUACAGAUACCGAAGCGAAAAACGGGAUAAACGAGGCCAACGGUGCGAGUGGAGAAGAAGAGCACUUGACGCACCUAUAUCAGGUUGACGAACGAAUCGAAAUAGGCAAAGCUGCAGAGGAUGUGACAGCGCAAAGGACGCACUCCUCUGCAGUGAGCGCGAAGAAGGGAGUGGCAGAAGGUGUGGAGCUGCCGCGACCGCCGGCAUCAGAGCUGUGCGACAGCGAGUAG
This is a messenger RNA of Besnoitia besnoiti, 7446 nucleotides long. RefSeq lists its product as uncharacterized. The record is from RefSeq and is a predicted model, not a curated record. The coding region runs from base 1 to 7446 and encodes 2481 amino acids. The transcript is spliced from 6 exons. NCBI's taxonomy places the organism in Eukaryota, Apicomplexa, Conoidasida, Eucoccidiorida, Sarcocystidae.